Gavialis gangeticus (Gharial) is the source of this 3754-nucleotide messenger RNA. It is a transcript of the gene RASSF8, whose product is annotated as Ras association domain family member 8. Gene Ontology annotation, biological process: signal transduction. NCBI's taxonomy places the organism in Eukaryota, Metazoa, Chordata, Crocodylia, Gavialidae. The transcript has 6 exons. Bases 175 to 1434 code for a protein of 419 amino acids. The record is from RefSeq and is a predicted model, not a curated record.
CAGUUGACGCAGUGAGAAGAGUAGGGGUCUGAAGAUGAAAAUAACUAGGGCAGGUGACAUAGUCUAAGUGUCAAGCCCACUGGUAAGGGGAGUCAUCCCUGUCAUCUUUGGUGUAGCUGUAAACAUGACUUGACCGGUGAUUACAUUCAUGGCUCUUGGCUGAUCUGGUGAACCAUGGAGCUCAAAGUAUGGGUGGAUGGAGUCCAAAGAAUCGUUUGUGGGGUCACUGAAGUAACAACUUGCCAGGAGGUUGUGAUAGCCCUUGCUCAGGCUAUAGGUCGCACGGGAAGAUACACAUUGAUAGAAAAAUGGAGAGACACAGAGAGGCACCUGGCACCUCAUGAAAAUCCAAUAAUUUCAUUGAACAAAUGGGGACAGUAUGCAAAUGAUGUUCAGUUAAUAUUACGUCGCACAGGACCAUCUCUCAGUGAGAGGCCAACUUCAGACAGUGUUGCUCGAAUCCCAGAAAGAACUUUGUAUCGGCAAAGCUUACCUCCAUUGGCCAAGCUAAGACCUCAGAAUGACAAACUGAUAAAAAGAAGAGAGCCCAAAAGGAAAUCUUUGACCUUCACAGGGGGUGCAAAAGGAUUAAUGGACAUUUUUGGCAAAGGUAAAGAAUCUGAUUUCAAACAAAAGGUGCUCAAUAACUGUAAGACGACAGCAGAUGAGUUGAAGAAACUGAUACACCUCCAGAAUGAGAAACUUCAAUCCAUUGAGAAACAGCUGGAGUCAAAUGAAGCUGAAAUCCGCUACUGGGAGCAGAAGUAUAAUUCUAGCCUGGAAGAGGAAAUUAUCAAGCUAGAGCAAAAGAUCAAAAGGAAUGAAGUGGAGAUUGAAGAGGAGGAAUUCUGGGAAAAUGAACUGCAGAUUGAGCAAGAAAAUGAAAAGCAGCUGAAGGAACAACUCCAGGAGAUCAAGCAAAGGAUUCUGGAGUGUGAGAGCAAGUUAAAGGACUGCAUGGCUCAAAUCUACAACAUGGAAAGUGGCCUUGAGGCAGAGAAGUUGCACCGAGAAGUUCAGGAGUCCCAAGUGAAUGAAGAAGAGGUCAAAGAAAAGAUUGAGAAGGUGAAAGGCGAAAUUGACAUUCAGGGCCAACAAAGUCUAAGGUUGGAAAAUGGCAUUAAAGCUGUGGAAAGGUCAUUGGGCCAAGCCACCAAACGAUUGCAGGACCGAGAGCAAGAACUGGAACAGCUGACAAAGGAGCUGCGACAAGUAAAUCUCCAGCAGUUUAUCCAGCAAACAGGAACAAAGGUCACAGUGCUUCCCGCAGACCCUAUCGAAAUAGAUGCUUCACAUGUGGAGCUUGAAAGAGAGACGACAUUUCAGUCUGGGUCCCUGAAGCGUCCUGGUUCAUCAAGGCAGCUCCCCAGUAAUCUUCGUAUUCUGCAGAAUCCUCUGUCAUCUGGUUUUAACCCUGAGGGCAUUUAUGUAUAACAGUAGAUACCUCUUCUGGAGAGGACCUACAAAGCAUCCAGCAUUUCAUCAUAUAUCAAGUCUCAACCACAGGAGUGUUGUGGAGGUGCUGUAUCACCAAGAUGGUCUUUAACAAUUGAUUGUGUGUGCUGACAUUGUGGAUUAUGAUACAUCCUGCCCUUUGCUAUCUUUGAAGGCCAAACUGAGUUUGGAGGAUUCAUUUUCUAUUGAUUUCUGCUUUGAAUGAACUAUUAAUUCCUCAAAAGAUUAUGGAAUUUAUACCUGGCUUGAUAUGACUAUAUCCAGUGUAUGACUGAAGAUGCACUAGCUAGACCAUAUUUUUUUUUUAUAUAGAAUGCCUAUUUCAGAUAUUUUGCCAUGUUGUAUAUGCCUUUGAGAAGCAAACAAUGUAAGUAAGGAGUCUUCAUCAUAUCUUACCAGAAGAGUUUAUUAUAUUUUCAGUGUUAUUUUUACUCUUUUUUUUUCCCCACUCACCUGCCAUUACAAGGUUCUUGUUUUGCUGUUGCUAAAAAGAAAAUCUGGAAUUCACAAAAAUUCUCUCAAAGCAUGAUGAGUGUAUAGAAUCCUGGUCCCAUGGAAGCUGGCAGCACCAGAACUUCUACCAGCUUCACUGAAGUCAGGAUUUCUCUCUCGAUUCUUAACUCCCCUCCCCUCCCCCCCAAGAACAUCCUGGAAUGUGUUUAGUCAGGUCAGCAAGUUACACAACACUUAUUUCAGUAUACAUAAUCUUACAGAUGGGAGAAUGAAGAAGGAAAUUCACACAUUUAAAUAGUAAACUCCAUUUAUUUUUACAAUGUUUUAAGUUCAUCUAGCACACAACUAAAAAUCUUAGUAGCUGUCAACAAAGGAGCUCUCCAGACCGUUUAAAGGUAAGUGCAUUAUAGGUAUGAGACUUCCAAAUAAUAUAUGGGUUGCAACAUGAAGCUGUGGUCCUACACUCAGAUUCAUACAGCAGGUAUCUGAGUUGUUACCGAAUACCUUUGGCUUGAAUAGGAAUCCCAUCUGUACAACCUGGAGUCUACCGGAUAGUAUAAUGCCACCAGAUAUUGCCUUCUCAUGUCACUGAUGAAUAAAAUGCCAAGUUUGAUUAACUAAAUUCAAAAUUCAGAAAUUUCAAAUUUUCCAAAUUCAAAUUAGAAACCCAAUUUCUUUUGUCCAGACAAAUGCUAAAUCAAAUUCCUUAUUUAAAAAAAGCUAUGUAGUCACACUGAUAAAGUUUUAUAGAACACAGUAAAGAUGAAGAAUUCUGAAGAAUUACAUGCAAUUAUUUUCCUUCCUGUCUUAUUAAUGGCACCAUAUGUACUAGAAAUGGUGCUGUACUAAGACUAACAGCAAUUUCAAAUUGCAUUGUGACAUUAUAAAAGACUUUUCCAAAUAGAUUCAGCUGAAAAAUAAAAUUCAGCACUCUGGACUCUUCACCUGUGAACAAACUGGAAAAUGUACUGCUCCAGCCUAAAGAAUCUUUGUAACACUUGCAGGUUUUGAUAACAGGUUAUUAUGAUUCCGUGUUCCACUUCUGUUUUAUUCAGAACUUUUCUUAUGUUAAAAAGAGAAUGUAUAUAUUAGUAUAAUACAUACAUGAUUUGAGGACUCCUAUUUUUUGUCCAAAGCACUUGAGCAUAUAUGCCUUACUUCCUGGGCCCAAUUUACAGGGAAUAAAAUAGCCCAGAGGAUGGGAUACUUAGUAUUCUCUACUCUCCUUAAAAAGGACAGAUUUGAGCAGAAUCAGAUUCAAGUUGUGUUACAUGGCAAAGAGGCUAUGUUACUUAUUCACAAAGAAAAGUUUGAUCCAAACCUUGACCUGAGAUUAAGUAUUUUUCUGGCAGAACAGCAUAUCCUCAAAAUUUUCCAUUAUACAGUAAGUGACUGACCUAGGUUCCUUUUGAUUUCAGUGAGAGCUUGAGCAGGUCUUACAGUAAUAAGAGCCAUUCUCUCCUCCCUCUCUUCCUUCCUUCCCUCUGCCUCUAUGCUCUGGGGGAAAAGAGUUUUAAACCCCCCCCCCUUUUCCCUUCUAUUCAGGGCAUUCAUCAGUAAACGUUUGGAGUCUUUCCCCCUAAAUGAAUGUUUUAAAUUUGGCAUAGGUAGGUAACGAUAGCUGUCAAGGAGUUAAUUGGUUUAGAAACAAAUGUCAUUGCAACUAGUGGCCCCACUAGGUGUGGGCUGAAGAACACCAACAAGACAACCAGAGCAGCUUCAGCCAACCAAGUGAAGAGAGAACUUGGGCCUCCAGAUGUUUUGCUACCCAGGCAGUAAAAGAGCAUAAAAGCUGACAAUCCACUUUUCUUGGCCAUACUUUUAAUGUGUUGAGCUUUUAUGUAGU